This is a messenger RNA of Sceloporus undulatus (fence lizard), 3803 nucleotides long. RefSeq names its product neurturin (gene NRTN). Gene Ontology annotation, molecular function: glial cell-derived neurotrophic factor receptor binding; receptor tyrosine kinase binding; growth factor activity. The record is from RefSeq and is a predicted model, not a curated record. The coding region runs from base 2102 to 2755 and encodes 217 amino acids. NCBI's taxonomy places the organism in Eukaryota, Metazoa, Chordata, Lepidosauria, Squamata, Phrynosomatidae. The transcript has 9 exons.
CUGAAAGAACUGAAAGAGCUGAGGAGAAAGAGAAAGAAUGUGGGAGGAGGAGAGAGAGACUGGGCCAUUUUAAAAGCAUGACAGAGGAUUAAUUGCUUUUGGGCCAACUGGAGGGUUUCCGGCACUUUCUGAAGUGAAUCAGCUCAUCCAGGACCACCGGUCUCUGCCACCUUCACUGGAUAUCAUUUUGAGGCUCAGGAAUAAAAAAUGAAUUAUUGCACUCAUUAGAGACUCUGCACAGCUGGCGAAUGGAAAAAAGUCCGGUUUGGGGCAGGGAGUGUUUCUCCUUACGUGACCUCCAAGGGCUUAUGGUGUCAAGGUGGUGACGGGAAAAGUCCAGAUUUGGAAGCGGGAGGCCUGAUGUCUCCCAAGGCUUUCUUGGUUCUCAGAAGAACAGAAAAGGGGCCCUGAUGCCGGAUAGGACCAAAGACUUUGCCUGCCUCAGUGCUCCUUCCUCACAGUAGCCGAACUGGAGCAUGGAAUCACACAAUCCCAGAGUUGGAAGAGACCCCAAGGCUUAUCCAGUCCAACCCCUUUCUGCCAUGCACAAAGACACCAUCAAAGCACACCUAAGAGAUGGCCAUUCAACCUCUGUUUAAAAACCUACAAAAGAGGAGACUCAACCAACCUCCGAGGCAACAUCUUCCACUGCCAAACAACUCUUACUGUCAGGAAGUUCUUCAUAACAUUCAGGUCCCUUUCAGCAACCGGAAUAAACACAUCAUCUGUCUCCAGAUGGAAAGAGGUCUCCUGGGGCCAAGAGAAGAGAGAAUCCUUUGGCUCGCUGACACAUCCGCACCGUCUCCAUCGUUUGGGCAACUCCAUCACCUGUGCCAAGAGCAAAGACGUAAAGCUGCUAACCUGAUGCAUCCAGGGAGGAAAGAAAAUCACAAGAGGGAGAAAUAAGACACUGUAUUUUUCGCUGAGCUGAAACAGGCAGCUGGGGGAUCUGUGAAGAGCAGGAAAAGUCAGUUUGUAUAACUGAGAGCGUAUGUUCAGCAGACCCAGCAGCAGCGCUUGAAACCUCUAGAUGCAUUUUGCAGAAGACAGGCUUCUGGGGUGAGUUUUCCAACAGAGACGAGGCAAGUUUCGGUGAACCUCCCCUUCUCUCCUUGGAAGGAAGGGACCAAAGAAAUAAAGGAUAGAAGGAAAAAGAAAGGGAGAGAAAGAGAGAGAAGUCAAGUUUAUUCAACAUUAACCAGGCUCUUGCACCCAACCCUAACAACAAACCAAUCUCAUAUUCAAGAUGAAAUAGCCAAACUGGUAAUAAGAGAGAAAAGAAGGAAGAUUAACUGAAGAAAUUGAGUUUGCCUAGACUGGGCAAGGUGGCACAGGACGACACCCAUGCCAAGGAAAACGGCAGCCUGCAAAAAGGACCAGCCCACACCAAGGUGAAGUUGCUGUUGAUUGAUUGAUUGAUAGGUGAAGUUGCUGGGUGGCACAAAACCUGUCCAAGAAUCCGUCCAAAGCAAAGAGGCCACCUGGGAGUUGGCCUGACCUCUGGCUGGUGGGAGAAAGGGCGAAAGAGAAGGAAGAAUCCUUUUUCCCUGGCAAUGCUGUGAGGGUCAAAUCAUUUUGGAGUUUCUAUCCAGGUGCCUCUUGAUAGAGUGGCUGGUGUCUGUUCCUUAUAAAAUUGCUGCCCCACGAAGAAUGGUACCCAGGUGUCUCUGAGAUGGAUCAUGUGAGGGAAGCUGUUUUGGAGGGGUCAAGGAGGAGACCAGAAGCUGGACGGAGAUCAGCUGGACACCAGCAUGGCUAUCUGAAGGAAAACUAAACAGAAUCCAGGGGGGCUUUUUCUGGGCUGCUUGGCCAAGUUGCCUUAAUUUUUAAGUCUGCAAUAUAUAUUUUUUUUUUUUUGGCUUUCAUUUCCUGGGAGAACAUGGAUGGACCUUCAAGGUGACUUCUCCUUCCCCGCCACCCCUCUGGGCCUCCUUGAUUUUUGUCCUUGGAUUGGGAGCUUUUUGGGUGUUGCGGUGUGGUUGGUUUUGCAAUUCCUCAUGGCUCUGGAUUUGGGCUUCUGCAAGAGUGCUUAUUGACGGAUAACUUUGGAGAGAGAAGACUGCAGGAGACAGAGAGUUUCAAUGUUCUGACUCAAUCUACGAUGAAGGUAUGGAAGUUUGCAGCCAUAGCCUCGAUGCUCUUCAGUUCCAUGCUCUCCGUUUUGGUUUGUAGAGACCUCUUCAGUGGGACCUCUGCCUUGGCCUUCUUGCCAUCGUCGCUGUCCUCCAUCUCUUCAUCCUCCCAGACCGACAGGCAAAGGCGGCACCCACGGGACCUGGGACACCGAGCAUCGCUGAUCUCCCAGUACAGCACCUUGUUUGAGAGCUACACUGAGGGAGAAAUCCACCAGCUGAUCUCCACUCUGAUCGAGAGGUACAGCCAGUCCAUGAACUCCGGAGGGCACGAGCUGCCCCUCUUCGCCAAAGCCGGCAACCGGAUGAAGCGCGCCAAGGCCCGCCACAAACCCUGUUCCCUCAAAGAGCUGGAGGUGACUGUCAGCGAACUGGGCCUCGGCUACAAGUCGGACGAGACCGUCCUCUUCCGCUACUGCAGCGGCACCUGCGAUGCGGCCGUGAGGAACUACGACCUUUCCUUGAAGAACAUCCGGAGCAUGAGGAAGAUCAAGAAGGAGAAAGUGCGGGCUCGGCCGUGUUGCAGGCCCCUGGCGUACGACGAUGACGUCUCCUUCCUGGACAUGAGCAACCGGUACCACACGGUGAACGAGGUGUCAGCCAAAGAAUGCGGCUGCGUAUGAUGGAUGAGCCAAAGGAGUGGAAAUAUGAGGAGCGUCCAGUUCUCCAUCAAGCAAGAGGUGCCCAAAGGGUUUGCUGACACGAGGGCAGUCAUCCGAAGGCGAAUGAGAGAGAGAACCAUAGAGUUGGAAGUCCAGCCCACUGCCAUGCAGGAAGACACAAUCAAAGCAUCCCCAACAGAAAACCAAAGAGGACAACCAGGGAGACUCUCGCACUCAGAACAUCCAAGGAGGUGACUAGUUUCUCUGUCUACUUCGGUGUUGCUGGUAGACACACAAAAGUCAAGAAGGAACUUUGGACCAUCUGUGCUGCCUGGAGGACCACCUAUCUUGCAAAAUAGGAGAAUACAUCUGAGAGUGAUGAUGGUAUCAACCUCCCACGGCCAUCUUUGGCCAUUAUAGUUUUCUGACCAGAGGCCACUGUGUGGGACAACGCCAGAAAGAAGUCUUUCACUAUGUCUCCGUUGUUCUGCCAUGAGACAGGUUCCUGAUACAGAAGAUACAGCAGGAGGAGAACAAACAUCAGCAGUGCAUUUGUUCAGAGCUUUAUAAACUUGUAAACUUACAGUAUUUUAAAAAAGAACAACAAGAAGGAUAUCUCAUUUGCAACAGAUUUCAUCUGUUCAUUUACAGAAACAGCCAUUUACAGACCAUUUUGGUCAAGCUGGAGAUCUUUAAUUCAGUGAUUUCAUUGGGGAGCUUCGAAGCAUGGGUUCAUUUAACUUGAUGCACGAUGAACCUUUUGGAGGUGUGCAAAGAUGAAGACUGACAGAUUCAAGGAACUUUCUCCUUGGACCGUAAGAGCAUUAUCCUACCCUUAUCUUAAUGUACAGUUAUAACAGUACUGUGUAAAAAUAUAAAUAUUUAUAUUUAUAUAUAUGAGGAAUGUAAACAUAGUUCUAAAAUAUCAACAAAUGUAUACCAAAGGCUUCUAUUCUUUCUCAGGUAUUGCAUCAACUUCUUAAUGGUAUUUAGUUGUAAGUGGAAUUCUCUAAGCUUCUGAAAGAGUAAGAACAUAAAUAUUCUAACACUACAGGAAUAGUGGGACAAA